Molecule: messenger RNA, 1227 nt
Organism: Scylla paramamosain (green mud crab)
Lineage: Eukaryota; Metazoa; Arthropoda; Malacostraca; Decapoda; Portunidae
Exons: 2
Coding region: 86-964 (292 amino acids)
Cellular component (GO): extracellular region
Molecular function (GO): chitin binding
Source: RefSeq, a predicted model, not a curated record
UAAAGGUGAGACACAGACAGUCAAUGCAGCAGCCACAGCAGCCCGCCACGUACAGCACACCUUCACGCACGCACGCACGCACGCAAUGUUGUGGAUAACUUCUUUGCUUCUCUUGCUUCCUCUUCAGGUAAUCUGUGGAACACUGCUGGGAGACCUGCAAGACGUGAGAGCGGCGUCAGCAAAACCAGCAGCACCGAAAAAAUGUGAAGUAGACUGCGCUGGUAUUACCGACGGUGUUAACGUGGAAAACCCCAAGGAUUGCCACCAAUAUUACAUAUGCAUAGGUGGCAGUGCUCUCGGGCCCUUAGACUGCCCUGAUGGUGAAUAUUUUGACGCCAGUACUGGUGACUGCGUGACAAAUGGUCCCGAGGAAUGCACGCCCACAUGUGGAGGAGCGGGUGGUACCUGCACGUAUGAGUGUGGUACUAACGCUGUUUACAAGGCAGACAGAUAUGAUUGCUCCACGUACUAUGACUGUGCUAGUGGCGCCGUGAUGCACUGUGGCCAGGAGACGCCCUUCUUUAACGGAGAGACGUGUCAGACUGAGGAGAAGUUCUGCUGCCACUGCAACCCUUACUGCUACACGGGCGACGAAAACAAGAAAGUCCUGGAUCCCACGGACUGUACUAAAUAUUACCUCUGCUUGGAAGCUAAUAAGGUACCUGAGUACUCUGGCAGCUGCUCCAGUGGAAACUUCGAUCCCUUUUUACAUGAGUGUUCCCUCACUGCCCCCUGCUUUACCUUCUGCACCAAUGUUGUCAAACCAGACGGCUGCAUCGACACGUUCACAUGCCAAGAGGUGGGCUACUUCCCAAGGUGCGUGGACAAGUGCACCCAAGAGUACUACCACUGCAGUGCUGGAGACAUCGGCUCAGUCGUGGCAGCAGACACUUGCCCUGGAGAAACUGUGUUUGAUCCCAACGAGAGUUCUUGUGUUAAGCUUUCACAGUGUUCCAUUAAAUAGUUCACUUGAUACUGAGGCACACACACACACACACACACACACACACACACACACACACACACACACACACACACACACACACACCAUGGUUUAAGAAGGCAUGAUUAGGGUGUGCAAACAUGUAUACAAAAAAUAAUAAAAUGAAUAAGCAAAGAGAAGAGAACAGCAACAGAAGAUGGAAUCAAGUUUCUCCAAUAUGUUUGACUGUUCGUGAUGCUUUCAUGGUGGAGGUGAUGGGCCCUAAAUAAACUCUAUAAACUUGC